Neoarius graeffei (lesser salmon catfish) is the source of this 4442-nucleotide messenger RNA. It is a transcript of the gene mthfd1l, whose product is annotated as methylenetetrahydrofolate dehydrogenase (NADP+ dependent) 1 like. Gene Ontology annotation, cellular component: cytosol. The record is from RefSeq and is a predicted model, not a curated record. Gene Ontology annotation, molecular function: methenyltetrahydrofolate cyclohydrolase activity; formate-tetrahydrofolate ligase activity; ATP binding. The transcript is spliced from 28 exons. Lineage: Eukaryota; Metazoa; Chordata; Actinopteri; Siluriformes; Ariidae. Gene Ontology annotation, biological process: tetrahydrofolate interconversion. The coding region runs from base 78 to 3005 and encodes 975 amino acids.
CACACAGCUGUCGGUAAAUCGCGUGCCGUUCCAGUGUUUGUGCGCGCGCGCUCUUGACUGCUCUCCGGUUAGACAUCAUGAAACUCUCCCCGGUUUUCCGCCACGCGGUCUCACGAGCCGUGACUCCACGGAGAGCCUUCAGCCCCCGGACGAGCUCGGUACCGGGGAACAGGACCGGGUUUUGGUUGCCGGUUCGGCGCACGGCGACCAGCAGCAUCGGCGGUACCGGAGCUUCGGACCGUUCACCGGAUCUCAGCUUUCACACACCGCGCGAGAAGAGCGGCGGCGGCGGGUCCGCGAGCGAGAAUAUCAUCCGGGAAAUCAUCCAAAGGAGCAGAGACGAGCUCACCGCUGUAGUGCAAACCCACCCAGGUAUCAAACCCACCCUGGCCAUCAUCCAGGCAGGUGAAGAUGACACUUUGCUGGACAUCAAUAAGAAGAUGGCAAGAAAGGUCGGCCUGAACGUGACGCAGAUCUGUCUGCGGAGCCACUGCACACAGGAGGAGGUCAUUGAGGAGGUGCUGAGGCUGAACGAAGAUCCUCAGGUCCAUGGCGUGUUCCUGUGUCUUCCUCCUUCCCUCCUCUCCCGCGCAGUGCUCAACUCUCUCAAUCCUGAGAAAGAUGUGGACGGGAUUUCCGACCUGAAUGUGGGCCGUCUGGUGUCAGGAGCUCUGUCUGAAGGCUUUCUCUCGCCUGUAACAGGAGCAGUGAUGGAGCUGCUGGCCAGACACGAUGCUCCUUUGGAUGGGAAGAAGGCGAUGCUGCUCGGUCUGAACGCGCCGCUGAAUGCGAUCCUGCAGAGUCUGCUGCAGAACGAGGGAGUGGAGGUGCAGACGAGCUGCUGGAGCUCAGACAGGCUGCAGAAGCAGGUGAAGCACGCUGAUGUGGUUGUGAUGAUGGGCGCCGAACACGUGAUGCUCCGGGACACGUGCUUCAAACCUGGAGUGACUCUCAUUAACUGUGAUCCUGCAUUAAUACCAGCUCAUGAGAAGAAGCUGGAGGCUGAAUUCUGGCCAGAUGUUCGACCCAUAAGUGCAGCUCUCAGGAUGCAGAAUGUGGUGAGAAGCAGUCGAAGGUGGGUGGAAGGACGCCAGUAUCAGCCGUGGAAACUCCGCCCCCUGAAGCUCCAGCCGCUGUCUCCUGUGCCCAGUGACAUAGAGAUCUCCCGAGCUCAGACCCCAAAGCCCAUCGUGCAGCUGGCAGAGGAGAUCGGUUUGUUGCCGGAAGAGCUGGAGGCGUACGGCCGCUCCAAAGCCAAAGUUCAGCUCUCGGUACUCAAACGCCUGCAGCAGCAACCUAACGGCAAAUACGUCCUCGUGGCAGGCAUCACUCCGACGCCUCUUGGUGAAGGGAAGAGCACAGUGACGAUCGGUCUGGUCCAGGCUCUCUCAGCUCAUCUCAAACUCAACUCCUUCGCCUGCCUCAGACAGCCGUCUCAGGGUCCUACAUUCGGAGUCAAAGGUGGAGCAGCAGGUGGAGGAUACGCUCAGGUCAUCCCUAUGGAGGAGUUUAAUCUCCACCUGACCGGUGACAUUCACGCCAUCACAGCGGCAAAUAACCUGGUGGCGGCAGCCGUCGACGCCCGAAUCCUGCAUGAAGCCUCGCAGUCUGAUAAGGCCCUGUAUAACAGACUCGUGCCGUCAGUUAAUGGCGUGAGACGCUUCUCUGCUAUCCAGCUGGGGCGACUGAGGCGUCUUGGGAUCAACAAAUCUGACCCCGGCACCCUCACACCUGAGGAGGUCAAUGCCUUUGUCCGGCUCGACCUUGACCCUGCGAAGGUCACUUGGCAGAGAGUGGUGGACACCAACGAUCGUUUCCUGAGGAAGAUCACGGUGGGCCAAGCGAAGACAGAGAAAGGCCACAGCCGGCAGACUCAGUUCGAUAUCGCAGUGGCGAGUGAGAUCAUGGCAAUUCUGGCUCUGACUGACGGUCUGGCUGAUAUGAAGACCCGUCUGGGCCAAAUGGUGGUGGGCAGCAGCAGGAGCGGGCAGCCAGUAACGGCUGAUGAUCUCGGUGUAACUGGAGCUCUGGCUGUGCUGAUGAAAGAUGCCAUCAAACCCACCCUGAUGCAGACCCUCGAGGGCACGCCAGUGUUUGUGCACGCCGGACCGUUCGCCAACAUCGCCCACGGAAACUCGUCAGUGCUGGCCGACCAGCUGGCUCUCAAACUGGUCGGAGAAGACGGCUAUGUGGUGACAGAGGCAGGUUUCGGAGCAGACAUUGGCAUGGAGAAGUUCUUCAACAUUAAAUGCCGUGCCUCUGGACUGAAGCCUGAUGUCGUGGUGUUGGUUGCCACCAUCAGGGCUCUGAAGAUGCACGGAGGAGGUCCGAAUGUAACAGCAGGAGUGCCGCUCCCGAAAGAAUACACCGAGGAGAAUCUAAAGUUGGUCUCCGAAGGCUGCAGCAAUCUGAAGAAACAGAUCCAGAUCGCGCGUCUGUUUGGCGUUCCCGUGGUGGUGGCUCUCAACAGCUUUAAGACCGAUACAGAAGCGGAGAUCGAGCUGGCGUGUCGUACAGCUGAGGCUUCAGGGGCAUUGGCGGCCGUGCCGUCUCACCACUGGGGGCGGGGCGGACGUGGCGCCGUGAAGCUGGCGCAAGCUGUCAAGGAAGCAGCAGCACAGAAGAGCGAUUUCCACUUCCUGUACAGCCUUCAGACCCCCAUCGUGGAGAAAAUCCGCACUAUCGCACAGCAGGUUUAUGGAGCCGAUGAUAUCGAGUUAUCGUCUGAAGCACAAGCUAAAAUUGACUAUUAUACACAACAGGGCUUCGACACUCUACCUAUCUGCAUGGCCAAAACCCACCUGUCUCUCUCUCACAUGCCUGAGAAAAAGGGCGUGCCUACCGGAUUCAUCCUGCCAAUCAGAGACAUCCGUGCCAGCAUCGGGGCGGGGUUUAUUUAUCCGCUGGUUGGAACAAUGAGCACCAUGCCAGGGCUUCCCACACGGCCCUGUUUCUAUGACAUCGACCUUGAUCCUGUAACCGAGGAGAUAUCAGGACUCUUUUAAUCGUCCACAUCUCUCUCUCUCACACACACACACACUCAACAGCUGUCUCAGGGUGAUGGUGAUGGUUCGAGCAACUGCGAGCAAACACGAAGACCAAAAGCUCCUUCAGAUUCAUCUGAUCUUCAUCUAUAGAUUUUUAAUGCAUUAUUUACAAGUUUCAUUAUACAGAGAUUGCAAAAACUCUGGUUUGGUUUCUUCUCUCUCUCUCUCUCUCUCUCUCUCUCUCUCUCUCUCUGGUUGUUUUAUCUUUAAACUAAAUUCAUGUUUAGAUUUCACACUUCAGUGCAGUUUGUUUUUCCAGGUUUAUCCCUUUUUUUUAACCCUUAUUUUAUUUUUCAUCCUUUUUCUAACGCAUUAUUGACAAGUAUUUGUUUGAAGAAAGAGCUUCAGGUAAACAGAACUCGAUGCAAUCUUGUUUGCAGUUCUUUACGUUUAGAAUCUAAAUUGGUGUCGAGUUCAGAUUUCACCCUCAAAGUAAACUAGGCUGCAUUUCCGCAGAGAAAAUGCAAAGUGUGCUUGCUGAGCUGGAACAGAACAGCUAUCAUGCUAACACACUGAGGCUAACAUGUAAACAGCUAGCAUUCUAAUAUGGUAAUGGAUAACAAGCUAAUGUUAACAUCUUAGUGCUAACAUGCUAACUGUUAGCAUGCGAACAUGCGAAGGUUAAUAUGCUAAUGGCAUAUGCUAACAGCUGCUAAUCUGCUAAUGACAAACAUGUUAACAGCUAGCUACAGUAUAAGGUUAGCAUGCUAACACGUUCUGGCUAGAAUGUUAACUAUUAGCAUGUUAACAUGCUAACAGCUAGCAUUCUAAUGCUAACAUGGUAACUAUUAGCAUGUGAACAUGCUAAGGCUAAUAUGCUAACAGCUAGCAUGGUUAUCUGAUAAUGGCGAGCAUGCUAACGGAUAACAUAUUAAUUGUAUGUUAACAUGCUGAGGCUAAUUGGCUAACAGCUAACAUACUCACAGCUAGCAUGUUAACAUGCUGACUGUUAGCAUGCUAACAUACUAAUGUUAACUCGCUAACAGUUAACAUGCUACUGUUAGCAUGCUAACAUGGGAGCAUACUAUGGCCAACAUGCUAACAGUUAGAAUACUAACGUGCAGGCACGCUAAUAGGCACAAGCAGCAAGCACAUCAGUAAAGGUUUUUAUUUGAAUAGGUUUUGUGUUUUAAAUCCAGUUAAAAAAGUUGGUCAGAUUUUACAGCUUUUGGGAUGAAAAAAAAAAAACCCUUGAGUUCCUGUCUGAAUGUAAUUUAAACUGGUUUUGGUUGGUAAUGCAUUACAUUUCAUCUUUUAUUUCUUUUUAAAUUCAGCCUUUACAUUUAUUUAUUUAUAAUUGUGGUGUGCACUCUCCAGCUUCUAACAUUACUGUCGUUACGUCUGUCUGUGCCAUGAUGUGUUUUUGUAUGUCUUGGAAUAAAUUUAUUCCAAUCA